Brenthis ino (lesser marbled fritillary) is the source of this 393-nucleotide messenger RNA. NCBI's taxonomy places the organism in Eukaryota, Metazoa, Arthropoda, Insecta, Lepidoptera, Nymphalidae. The record is from the annotation of a GenBank genome assembly.
AUGUGCUUGGUUCAGGACGUGAUCAGUCAGUACCUACCUGCUGGUAUCGGCUGCGGUGCCGGUCUCUCGGGUUCUAGGCCUUGCGGUCUAUAUUCCGGACUUUCUACUAUUGGAGAUUAUGGUUGUGGUAGCGGUAUCGGAGCUCCUGGGGCAUAUCUAGGUGCAGGUCUGCUCGCUUCGGAGUCUGCUUACGGUUUUUCCUCAGCAGGAGCUUACGGCGGCUCUGGCAUCGGUGAUGUAUUAGUGUUUGGGGAAUUGCCUGUUGGUGGUUCCACACUAAUUGGUGGACAGGUGCCUAUCCUUGGCGCUGUUUGUUUUGAAGGAGCUGUCCCUGCUGCUGGUUCGGUUUCCAUUGCUGGCAGUUGUGGUUGUGGGUGCAAUGGUUACAUUUAC